Molecule: messenger RNA, 4847 nt
Organism: Prosopis cineraria
Lineage: Eukaryota; Viridiplantae; Streptophyta; Magnoliopsida; Fabales; Fabaceae
Product: TMV resistance protein N-like
Exons: 12
Coding region: 16-4839 (1607 amino acids)
Biological process (GO): signal transduction; defense response
Molecular function (GO): ADP binding
Source: RefSeq, a predicted model, not a curated record
UACGCAGCAAUAAUCAUGGCACAGCGAGUGGGAUCUUCUUCCAUCACUUACAAAUGGACUUACGACGUUUUCCUUAGUUUCCAUGGUGAAGAUACUCGCUUGGGUUUCAUUGGCUAUCUCCGCGAAGCUCUACGCCAACGUGGAAUUCAUGCCUUUAUCGAUGAUGAAGGCAUCAGAACUGGUGAAGAAAUCACACCUGCACUUUUCCGAGCCAUACAAGAAUCUAGAAUAGCUAUCAUAGUAUUCUCUGAAAACUAUGCAAACUCGACCUUUUGCUUGAAAGAACUUGAAAAGAUUCUAGAGUGUUUCAAAGAGGAAGGCCGGGUGAUAUAUCCAGUCUUUUAUUAUGUGGAUCCUUCGGAGCUUCGAUGUCCGAGAGGAAGUUAUGCAGAAGCAUUGGCAAAAUUGGAGGAACGAUUCAAAGACAACAAGGAUCAGAAGGUGGAAAAAUGGAGGUUGGCUUUGUCCCAAGCAGCUAACUUGAAAGGCUGUCAUCUCAAACCCAAUAUUACAAACGAACAAGAAGGUAUUACAGAGAUCAUUAGUGAAGUCUCUGCUAGGAUUAAUCAUGAUCUCUUGGAUGUUACUAGUUAUCCAGUUGGACUUGUGCCUCGCGUUAAAGAAGUGGUCACACUUUUAGAGCUUCGGUCUAUCGAGGAAACUAAAAUGAUAGGGAUUUGGGGGCCUGGUGGAAUAGGUAAAUCGACAAUUGCCCGAGCUUUGUAUAAUGGGAUAGCUGUUCAUUUUGAAGGCUUAUGCUUUCUUUCUAAUGUAAGAAAAAUGUCCCAAAAGAGAAAUGGUCUACCACAUCUUCAAGAGACAUUACUCCGUAAAUUAGUUAUGGAGAAGGAUCUUAAACUGGGUGAUUUUCAUGAAGGAAUACCAAUAAUAAAACGUAGGCUUGGUCGGAAGAAAAUUCUUUUGAUUCUUGAUGAUGUUGAUGAAUUGGUACAAUUAGAAGCACUAGCUGGGAGUUGUGAUUGGUUUGGUUUGGGAAGUAGAGUUAUCAUCACGACAAGGAAUAAACAAUUGUUAGUAAGUCAUACUCAUGUUAAAUGCAUUUAUGAAGUUAGAAAAUUAAAUAAAGAGGAAUCUCUUCAAUUGCUUAGUUGGCAUGCCUUUAAAAAAGAGAAUGUGGAGUCUGACUUCAUAGAGGUUUCCAAUCAUGCAAUACUUUAUUCUUGUGGCUUCCCAUUAGCUUUAGAAGUUAUUGGCUCUGAUUUAUGUGGUAAAGGAGUUGAUCAAUGGAGUGUUGCCUUGGAUCAAUUUAAAGCAAUACCGCAUGGAAAAGUUUUGAAAGUUGUCCAAUUAAGCUAUGAUGCUUUAGGAGAAUUCGAGAAAAAAGUUUUCCUUGACUUGGCUUGUUUCUUCAAUGGUGAGAAAUUGGGCGAUGUUAAGUGUCGGUUGCUAUACCUUCAUGAAAUCCCACCGGAAAAUGCUAUCAACGUGCUCAUGGAUAAAUCCCUCAUAAAGAUUGAAGGAGAUUGUGUGAUAAUGCAUGACUUAAUGGAAGAUAUGGGUAAAGAGAUUGUUCGUCGAGAAUCACAAGAUGAGCCUGGUGAACGUAGCAGGUUAUGGUUCUAUCGAGACAUUCUUCAAGUCUUGCAACAUGACAUAGGAACUAAUAAAGUAAAGGCCAUAGUUCUAGACUUACCUCAAGGUAAUGAAGUACAUUGGAGUGGAGAGGCAUUCGUGAAGAUGAAGAAUCUCAAAAUGCUUGUGAUAAAGAAUGCAUGCUUUCCUAAAGGCCCCAUAUAUCUCCCAAAUAGUUUAAGGUGGUUGGAGUGGGAGAAGUACCCCUUUAGAUUUUUACCACUUGAUUUUUGUCCAAUAGAACUUGUCUACCUCAACUUGUCCUACAGUUAUGUUGACUUGCUCCAGUUGCCAUUUGAUAAGAAGUUCGAGAGUUUAAAGUACAUGAAUUUUAAAAGUUGUAAGUCCUUACAAGAAAUACCAGACUUAUCAAGAGCUUUUAAUUUAAUAGAGUUGUGUCUUGAUGAUUGUACAAGCCUAACUAAAAUUCAUGAUUCAGUUGGAAGUUUAAGUAAACUUAGCAAAUUGAGUGCUAUGCGAUGCAAAAACUUGAAAGUUCUACCACUUGAGCUUAGCAUGGAAUCUCUUGAACAUCUCAACCUGUUAGGAUGUUCAAGUCUACAAUAUUUCCCAAAAAUAUUGGUGAAGAUGACAAAGAUGAGAAAACUUGACUUGGAUAGGACAGCCAUAGUGGAAUUGCCAUCUUCAAUUAGCAAACUCGUUGGGCUUGAAAUUUUAAACAUGGAGGAGUGUCAUCAUCUUAAGCAACUACCAGCUAGCAUUUUCAUGCUGCCAAAGCUCUGGUUUCUUUGCACAAGUCUUUGUCAUGGGAUGAGCGAUUUGAAGAUAUGUGAAGAUAGAGAAGAAGCAAGCAUAGACAGCUACAGGAAUGGGUCUUCAAAAAUGGAAUAUUUUUAUUUUUCAAAUUGCAAUUUGACAAAUGAGUUUCUUGCACUAUGUCUUUCUUGCUUCCCAAAUUUGAUACAGUUAGACCUAAGUUGUGGAAAAUUCACAACUCUUCCUGCAUGCAUUGAAGAAUGUUGCAACAUGACAAGUCUUAUCCUGGAUAAUUGCAAGCAGCUUCAAUAUAUAUUUGGGAUGCCGCCAAACCUAAAAAAAUUUAGCGCCAUAAAUUGCAAAUCACUGACUAUGAUUUCUAAAGGCAGAGUAUUGGAUAAGGUACUCUUCACCAAGGAAGGGAAAUUAAACUAUGUUUUUCCAGAAAAAGAGUUCCCAGAAGACUUGAUGCUCAACAAAGUUAGCAGUUCCCCUCUUUCUUUUUCGAUUGGUGAAAAGUUCUCAAUGAUUCUGAUAUGGAUUAUGAUAAUAAACCAGCCGGAAAGACCACCCAUAAACAACACUGUUGACCUUGAUAUCUCCGUGCGGAUAGAUGGUGUUAGCCAUAAAGUCCUUUCUGAACAGUGGUUCUCAUCAUUUACAGUUGAUCAUUUAUAUAUAUUCGAUCUAUUCAGCAUUAUUAACAAGGCUGAACUCGAACUCUCCAAAUCAUUCAAGUGGAAUGGCCGCAAUCAUGUCGAGAUAUUUGUCAAGAAUAAUAUUCAAGAUACAGAAAUUCAUUUAGGAACUAAUGUAGGCAAACAAGGCAUGAAGCUUGAAAAUAACUUGCAACCAGUAUGGGGACAUGAUGUAUUUCUGAGUUUUCAAGCCAGCGAUCAUGAUUCCUACUUUUUCAAGAACAAGUUGUACGGUGCUCUGUGUCAGAACAACAUUAAGGCUUUCAAUGCUAAAUUCAGGAGGGAGGAAGGUAUUCUCCCAACUGUGGUCAAAGCAAUUGAGGAGUCAAGGAUUUCAAUUAUUGUAUUCUCUAAAUCCUAUGCUCAUUGCAAAUGGUGUCUUGACGCGCUUGCCAUGAUCAUUGAUUGUAUGAAGACAAAGGGCAAAUUGGUUUUUUCAAUUUUCUACGAUGUAUACCCCUUAGAAGUAAGACAUCAAUCGGGAAGUUUUGCAGUAGCAAUGGCGGAGCAUGCAGAAUAUUUCAAGAAUGACAUGGAAAAGGUGCAGAGGUGGGAGUUCGCUUUGUCUAAAGCAACUUGCAUGCGUCGUUGGAGCCUUGGAAAAUGGUCGGAGGACGAAGACAUUCCACGCAUUGUUGAAGAAGUUUCUCGUCGCCUUCUUGCAGAACAUUUAACAAAAUCAGUAGAGUCAAUUGGGAGCACUAUGGGUGAUCAAGGACCGAGACAUGAUGUAUUGAUCCUGAGCUUUAAAGAAGCCUGCAGAGAUUCCUACAUUUUCUCGAGACGUCUAGAUAAUGCUUUAUGUAUGAACGAUAUUAAUGCUUUCAACUAUGUUGGGAGCUCUGGAUGGAAUGCAGAUUUAUGCCCAACUAUGGCCAAAGCAAUUGAGGAGUCAAGGAUUUCAAUUAUUGUAUUCUCUGAAUCCUAUGCUCAUUGCACAUGGUGUCUGGACGUGCUUGCCAUGAUCAUUGAUUGUAUGAAGAAAAAGGGCAAAUUGGUUUUCCCAAUUUUCUGUGGUAUAGACCCUUCAGAUGUAAGAUAUCAAUUGGGAAGUUUCGGAAUAGCAAUGGCGGAGCAUUCCAAGAAUGACACGGAAAAGGCGGAAAGGUGGAAGUCGGCCUUGCGUGAAGCAGCUUGCAUGAGUGGUUGGAGCAUAGAAAAGUGGAUCCAAAACUUUUCUGAAGUUAUCCCACACAUUGUUGAAGCUGUUUCUUGGCGCCUUCGUUUGGAACAUUUAACAAAACCAAUAGAGCCAAUUGGAAACACUCUGGGUCAUGGAGAACAACCACAAGAUAGAGAAGAGCUCAAAGAUGAUACGUACCGGAAUUUAUAUUCAAUAAAACCCUCAGAGUUAAUCGAGAGAAUCAUGAGUCAUCAUGAAGGGCCAAGACAUGAUGUAUUGAUCCUGAGUUUUGGAGAUACCUGCAGUGACAUUUUCGCGGACGAUGUAUAUAAUGCUUUAUAUGAGAACAAUAUUAAUGCUUUUAAAGUUGUUGUGAGCAUUAAAUGGAAUGAAGAUUCGGACCCAACAUCUCUUAGAGCAAUUGAAGAGUCAAGGAUUUUAAUUAUUGUAUUCUCUAAUGAAUUCUUCACAUAUUCUCCGUCAAGAGACGACACACUUGUCAUGAUCCUUGAUUGUAUGAAAACAAAGAGCAAAUUGGUUUUGCCCAUUUUUUACGAUGUAGACCUUUCGGAUGCAAGACUUGAAACAAGCAGAUGGAAAUCAGAAAUGGAAAAGCGUAGAGGCAAAUUUUUGGGUUACACCAACGAGGAGAAGUUGAAGUUGAAGUCGGCUUGUUUAAAGCAGCUCGCGGGCCUGGUUGGAGAUUAGAAAAAUGG